ACAGCAGGCUUUGCUCGCAGCCAUCAGUGAGAAGGACGCCAACAUCGCUCUGCUGGAGCUCUCUGCCUCCAAGAGGAAGAGAGCUCCGGAUGAGGUGAUGGCCCUGAAGAGAGAGAAGGACAGACUCAUGCACCAGCUCAAACAACAGACUCAGAGCCGGAUGAAGCUGAUUUCAGACAACUACUCCGAAGAGCACCUCCACCCUCAUCAUCUUCACCCCCCUCACCCAGCACACGGCCACCACCACAGCCCCCCGCGCGGCCCGCCCCCUCCUCACGCCAACCUCCGCCACCCCGCAGAGCAGGAUGACGAAGAGGGCAUAUGGGCGUGACCACCGUCACCACGGGAACAACAACUUCAACUCUGAAGGGUGAGUGUCCUUCA
Messenger RNA from Osmerus eperlanus (European smelt), 384 nucleotides. RefSeq names its product ERC protein 2-like. The transcript has 3 exons. Gene Ontology annotation, cellular component: cytoskeleton of presynaptic active zone. Gene Ontology annotation, biological process: maintenance of presynaptic active zone structure; regulation of synaptic plasticity; neuromuscular synaptic transmission. The annotation marks the transcript as partial. NCBI's taxonomy places the organism in Eukaryota, Metazoa, Chordata, Actinopteri, Osmeriformes, Osmeridae. Gene Ontology annotation, molecular function: structural constituent of presynaptic active zone. The record is from RefSeq and is a predicted model, not a curated record.